AUAACUAUUCCCAGAAAUUUCCAAGCUAAGUCACAGAAAGACAAACUCAAGUUCGUCGAAAAAGCAAGAAAUGAAAAGACUGAAAUUGGUGUGAGUUGGCCUAGUGAAGGUUGUGAAUUGUCAAGUCGACCAAAAAGAGGCAUCAGUACAUAUAAAGAGAAUGAUAGCACGACAACUCUGAAAGCAAUCAUUCUUAACUUCAGUGAUGAUAAGGAAGUCAUUGAGGAUGUACAAACUCAAUUAAUCAACAAGAAAAAGCCACGAGCUAAGCCAGCUGCGACAAAUUCUUAUAGGUCUAAUGCAGGCAAGUCCCAAGCUGAGACACCAAAAGUUUUAUCGAGCAAAGAUAUUAAUGUUGCCUCAAAAACCAGUGUCCAAGAACAUUUGCCUGACAACAAUGCAACAAAUCAGAGUAAAACUUGUUGGUGUUCAACUAACACACUUUGAGUAAACUGUAGCAAAAGGAAUCUGUGUAUUACUCUCAAGAGUACCAUACGCCACACCGUCUUGUCUACGUACAAGAAAAUUCUGGAUUACCCCUUCUCUCCCUGUGCAGCGUUGCCGCUCUUCCCAGUUUGUUGCCUUGUUAUAUUCAACCAUAUUCAACACCUCCCCUCAAACUGAGGAAACACAGGACAUGAAGACAAUACAAUGACAUCAAUACAAAGUAUGCUGGAAAAGAUA
Molecule: messenger RNA, 684 nt
Organism: Daphnia magna
Lineage: Eukaryota; Metazoa; Arthropoda; Branchiopoda; Diplostraca; Daphniidae
Exons: 4
Source: RefSeq, a predicted model, not a curated record